UGUAAUAUAAACACACAUACCAAAGGAGAAAAGUUCACACUCACAAGCAACCACCUCAAGUUCUCUCUACCAUACAAAAAAAAAAAGGAGCAAAACAUAAAAUAAAACCAAAACCUCAGAGAUUCGAUCUUCAGCUCCCAACGCCGGCAGAGAUCGUAUGGCGGGACAGUCGCGAAAAUGGAUGAUUCUGGUGGCGACGAUUUGGAUUCAGGCUUUCACCGGGACGAACUUCGAUUUCUCGGCUUACUCUUCACAACUUAAAUCAGUUCUGGGGAUUUCUCAGGUGCAGUUGAACUACCUCGCCGUCGCAUCCGAUCUCGGGAAGGUUUUCGGGUGGUCGUCGGGGCUUGCGCUGAUGUAUUUUCCGAUUUGGACGGUGCUUUUCGCGGCGGCGUUUAUGGGGUUCGUCGGUUAUGGAGUACAGUGGCUAGUCAUAACUAACUUCAUCUCUUUGCCUUAUAUUAUGGUGUUUCUCUGUUGCUUACUUGCUGGUCUAAGCAUUUGCUGGUUCAACACAGUCUGCUUUGUCCUCUGCAUCAGUAACUUCCCUGCAAACAGAUCACUUGCUCUUUCCCUCACCGUCAGCUUCAACGGUGUAAGUGCUGCUCUAUACACUCUCGCUUACAACGCAAUCAAUCCAACCUCUCCAGAGCUCUACCUUCUCUUAAACGCUCUCAUCCCUCUUGUCAUCUCUUUCACUGCCAUCAUCCCGAUUCUUCGCCAACCGCCUUUUGAGCCUCUUCCACCUGAUGGAGUUCGCCGUGACUCUCUCAUGUUUCUGUUACUCAACAUUCUCGCUGCUUUAAACGGCGUUUACCUCCUUCUCUUUGAGUCAAACUCCUCUGAUAUAACCUCUGCUCGUCUCCUCUUUGGUGGAGCAAUCCUUCUCUUAAUCCUCCCUUUAUGCAUUCCUGGUUUAGUCAUCGCUCGGAACUGGUACCAUCGCACAAUCCACACCAGUUUCCGCCUCGAAGGUUCCGGUUUCAUUCUUGUUGAUCCUGAUGAGCUUGAGUUGCAUAAAGGGAUGCUUGCACAUGAAGCCAAUAGAGAAAGCUACCAGUUGCUGAACGAUGAUGUUGUGUCAAACCCGGUUAAGACUAUAGCUGUGGAGGAAGGUGAUGCUGAUGAGUCUUGUUGUUGCAAGAAGCUUAUCACAAGAGGUCAGCUUGAGCUAUUGGGAAUUGAACAUUCUUUGUGGCAGCUCCUAGGCAGAGCAGACUUCUGGUUCUACUAUAUUGCGUACUUCUGCGGUGGAACCAUUGGACUUGUGUACAGCAACAACCUCGGACAGAUUGCUCAGUCUUUAGGACAAAGCUCAAACACCACAACUCUUGUCACACUUUAUUCAUCUUUCUCGUUCUUUGGAAGGUUACUCUCUGCAACACCGGACUAUAUCCGAGCGAAGGUUUAUUUUGCAAGAACUGGGUGGCUAGCAAUCGCGUUACUACCAACACCAAUCGCGCUUUUCUUGCUAGCAUCAUCAGGAACCGCGUCAGCAUUACAAGUGGGAACAGCUCUGAUGGGUCUAAGCUCAGGAUUCAUCUUCGCAGCAGCGGUUUCAAUCACAUCAGAGCUUUUUGGACCGAACAGUGUUGGAGUUAACCACAAUAUCUUGAUCACAAACAUACCUAUAGGAUCAUUGAUCUACGGUUUCUUGGCUGCAUUAGUCUAUGACUCCCAUGGUUUAAGCGGGAUCAAAUCUAUUACCGACUCUGUCGUGUGUAUGGGACGAGGUUGCUAUUACUUGACGUUUGUCUGGUGGGGAUGCUUGUCGGUACUUGGACUAGGUUCAAGUCUUGUCCUGUUUAUAAGAACUAGAAAAGCUUAUCAACGGUUUGAACAAGCUCGGAUAAGUUCAAACAAUGAUUCAUAGAAACUUGUCUCAGUCCCCAAUGACUUGUGUGUAUAUCCUUAUAAUGUAGGAUCUAGCUAUUAAUGGACUGUUAUAGAUUUUUAUAUUACCAAAGAUUCACUUUCCCAUAAAAGUAGUUACUACUUUAGGGGUAUAUACAAAACCUCUCAUCUUUUAUACAAAGAAAAAGCUUCUCAUAAGCCAAAGCCAUCUUACUUGCUGUGAACAUCUCCGCCG
Messenger RNA from Eruca vesicaria subsp. sativa (arugula), 2089 nucleotides. NCBI's taxonomy places the organism in Eukaryota, Viridiplantae, Streptophyta, Magnoliopsida, Brassicales, Brassicaceae. The record is from the annotation of a GenBank genome assembly.